CUUAUUGAUCAGCAGAGUCGGGCAGGAAUGAUGGCGACAACUCUCUGAACAGACUGUUGCAUGGAGUUUAAAUCUGUCGCUCUGUCACUACAGUAAAACACUCGGCUAGCUUUCGGAUUGCACCUACUUGAGCCAUACGCCAGUGUCCGUGCCAGUUUGGGGUGAAUUUUGGUUCAACAUCUGCCUUGAAUAUACAGAUAGAGCACAACAGUUGACAUAUCAGAGGUGAAGGCAGGUAAUGCCAGUUGCCAACAUGGAGGCAUUUCUGCGGGUAGCUAGAGAAGUGGCGGGUGCUGCUGGGGCAGCGACCAAGGCUGCGGCCGAGAGCGCCACUGCAGUGCCAGCAGCCAAUGAUGGUGGAGUCACGACAUCGGGCGAUACCACAGCGGCACCAAACACGGGGAUUUAUAAAAUGAAAGAUAUGAUACUGGGAGAAAUAGAAAAAUUGCCCAUCUGGGCCAUCAUCUUGAUAUGUGUCGGUGCACUGCUCAUUCUGUCGUGCUGCACGUACUGCGUGUGCAAGCGGUGCUGCUGCAAGAAACGCAAGAAGAAGGAAGGCAAGAAGGGACUCAAGGGAACCGUCGACCUCAAGAGUGUUCAGCUACUCGGAAAUGCCUACAAAGAAAAGGUGCAACCUGAUUUAGAUGAGCUAAAUGUCAAUAUGGAAGAUAACGAAGAUGCAGAGAGUACGAAAUCAGAAGUUAAACUCGGCAAACUGCAGUUUUCUCUUGACUACGAUUUCCAGAAAGGAGAGCUGUCGGUUGGUGUGAUACAGGCCGCUGAUCUUCCCGGCAUGGACAUGAGCGGUACGUCUGACCCGUACGUGAAGGUCUACCUGCUACCGGACAAGAAGAAGAAGUAUGAGACCAAAGUCCACCGCAAGACCCUGAACCCCGUCUUCAACGAGACCUUCACAUUCAAGGUCCCAUAUGCUGAGGUGGGCUCAAAGACCCUGACAUUUGCAGUGUAUGACUUCGAUCGUUUCUCCAAGCACGACCAGAUUGGCCAGGUAUUGGUUCCCCUGAACACUGUGGAUCUCGGUCGAGUCGUUGAGGAAUGGAGGGAUGUCACAGCCCCUGAUAGCGACUCCGAAAAGGAGAACAAACUGGGCGACAUCUGCUUCUCUCUACGAUACGUUCCCACGGCUGGCAAACUGACUGUUGUUGUACUGGAGGCCAAGAAUCUGAAGAAGAUGGACGUCGGUGGUUUGUCAGAUCCUUAUGUUAAGAUCUCAUUGAUGUUAAAUGGCAAACGCAUCAAGAAGAAGAAAACUACCAUCAAGAAGUGCACACUCAACCCUUACUAUAAUGAAUCAUUUACGUUUGAGGUUCCAUUUGAACAAAUACAGAAGGUGACCCUGAUCAUCACAGUCGUGGACUAUGAUCGCAUCGGCACCUCUGAACCAAUCGGGCGCAUCGUGCUCGGCUGCAACUCCACUGGAACAGAACUGCGUCACUGGAGCGACAUGCUGGCAAACCCCAGGCGUCCGAUCGCACAGUGGCACACGCUGCAAGAGGUUCCCGAGAAGAACUAAAGGGAGAUAACUGUGGCUGUAUUAAAGCAUCAAUUUUACUACACCAGGACUUGAUUGUAUUAAACUCAAGUUAAAACUGGUUCUGGACGUACUGUCAGAAAACUGUUAUGGAAAAUCUAACUGUGGAGUCUGUCUAAACCGGAACUACGUGGGACGUGACAAAAAUGUGCUGCUGGUUUACACUGUGUGCUGAAUUAAACCAGGUUUUUUUUCCAAUGUUAUAUUUCUACUUACGAGUACCAACUCGUUUUCGUUCUGGCUCAUUGAUGGAUUUAAGCUUAUGCCGGUUUAGACAAAAUCCACUGUAUAGAAAAAAAUAACCUAAAUCUUUUCAUUGAUAAAAUAAAAAAAAAACAAAGAACAAAAACCAAUAACAAAAACAAUGGUCUUGAGGUACAUGUAAGAUUAAACUAACUUUACACACUCCAUUUAUGAUAACCAUUUAAAUAUACUAAGUGUAUUUUGGAAAAAAUUGUUCAAACAAGAAGAAAAGAAAUAUGACUGGUGUGAUAGAGCUUGUAAUAAUAUUAACAGACUCAAAAGUAAACAUAGCAUCAUAUGUUAAACUAAUUCCAAACUGUUCUUUCAUCGACAUUACCAUACAUGAAGUUACUAAUGUACUUUCAUUAAAAAAAAACACACACAAAAAUACGCAAAAGAUGAAAAGUUGUCUUCUUAUGCCAAAGUGGCUCAGACUGUAAAUCCCGGGAGGAUUUUAUUAUAAAACUUUUACUACCAGCUGAUCAUUGAUCAAACAGCAUGUCUUGUCCAAUACCUCUUGGCAUAUUGUAAAUAAAGCUGAAGACAGCCGGUGUGUUUGAAUAGAGUGUAUCACUAAUACACACUGUAGUUCUGAGUGCCUGCAACACGUUGACAGGUCGUUGUGCGAGUUAGAAUGAUUGUCGAAAGCUUCUGAAGCAAAUUCACAUGUACUUUCAUAGGCGGAUCCAGAUUUCUCAAUAUGGAAAUGUUUCCUUAAAUCCAGAUUUCUCAAUAUGAAAAUGUUUUCUUAAAUCCAGAUUUCUCAAUACAGAAAUGCUUCCUUAAAUCCAGAUUUCUCAGUAUGGAAAUGUUUUCUUAAAUCCAGAUUUCUCAAUAUGGAAAUGUUUUCUUAAAUCCAGAUUUCUCAAUAUGGAAAUGUUUCAAUUUAAGAUUGCUUUAAAAAAAAAGAAAAAAAGAGAAAAAAGAUUCAGACAACUUUACGUGUUAAUAUACAUAUUCUCAGUGUAUUGUUUGAAUUAACAGUUUAUAGUAUAUGAUUAUAAAAAUAUUCUAGAAUGCCUAAAAUGUAAUGGAUAUUUUGUUGAUCACUACGUGUUGAGGGAGGUGAACGAUAACAUUUUCUGUUACCUUCAAUAGACUGAAUGCCUCUUUAGAUUACCGUAAUAUCUUCUACUAUUGGAAACUCUGGAGCUGCUUAUGUCACAACUUCUUUACAUUACCCUCAUGUAUGUCAAGCUUCCACAACUCCCCUAAUGAAGUUUACCAUUACAGGUACACAAUCUUGGCAGCAUAAUACAUGUACUUAAAUUGUCACAGAUUCUCCAGACGUAAUAAGUUAUGCCGCUAUGACUUGCUGUAUUUGACAAAGGCCAAAACUUGCUCGAUUUAUGAUGCCAGUUGUAUAAUUGUGUAUUUGUAAUUUAUUUAUUUUAUGCAAUACAUAUAUAUAUUUUAAUAAUAUUUUAAGUCCAAAAUAAAAUCCCAUUAUAUACACACAUACAAGGGACACUGUUUACUUAAUCUUAGAUCUCAGUUAAAUUUGUGACCUGGCUAAUAUUUAAAACUCUGAAUAUAACUUAAAAUUCAUAGUACGUCUCAUUUUAAAUUUAAAAUGGUGGGUUUUCUUAUGGGUAUUUUUAAAUGUGGUUUUCCGAUAUGAAACUUAAUUAUUUAUUACAAGCACAUUUUUGUCAGUUUGCCUUAUUACAUUGAACCCGUUAACUGUCAUGGUCAUGGAGAUUAUGCAAGGGAUGGUUUGUGAAAAUUUGAUAUACAUGACACUGUAAACUGAGCACAGAUCCGCUGGCAUGGAUAUACAUUCACACACAUUUCAUGCACAUUAUUUGUGUGAACAUAUUUUCUCAACAAGGGUUUUGUUUUCAACUGUAUUGUUUUUAUCAAAGGGCAAUAAUCACAUAUUUGAUCAAGCAUUCCUAAUAUUGUUUUGUUUCUGAUUUUCUUUAUCAGACAUAAAAAAAGGAACAACAUUAAACAUUAAAGAGAAAUCAUGUUGAAAUUAUUAAUUGUUUAUGAAUGAAACAAAAUUGACAAUGACAAUUGAUUAAUGACAAGAAUAUUUGUAAAAUCUCCAUUAUAAUUUAAAUAUGGGUUCAAAAUAUUCUGAAAGUUAAACAGACAAUUAAUGCCACUUACGGUAUUAAUUUAAAUUUUGUGAAUAAUUUUUUUUUAUGUAUUUCUUGCCAUCAGGACUUUUGAAAUACUGGUGUGAAAUUGUGAUACAUGUAUAUGUGUAGGGCAACUGAUCAUAGAAAUAAAUAAAACAAAAGUUCUUUUUGAGAAAAUAUGGAGACGUUUUAAAAAUAUAUUUUCUCAGCAUCUGUUUGUCUAUUACAAGUAUUCAUUUUAUUUGUAUUGUACAUAAUGUUAAUCUGUGUAUGUAGUUAAGACUGGCUGUGCCCAUUUCCUUGUUGUGUUUUAUGCCCCAGUUGUAGAUGACUUAUUCACUGUGAUAAAAUUUGUGUUUAAAUUAAUCAAUAUUGACAGUGGAACUAAUUGUAUAUAUAUAUAUCAAGCAGCUAUUUACUCAUUAUUUAGCACACACACAAAUUUAAGCGGUUGUUAUUGCUGGUUUCACCUUUCUGUCCGCCAGUCUUUGAAAUUUGGUGGACGGAUACAAGGUGGCCUAUAAAUGAUCUCAGCUGAGGUCAAUGGAAGACCUCAAAAUGUAAUUUUGCAUAUUUUUUAGGUUCUUUGACCUGUGUAACUCAAAAUGUCUUUUGUAGAUAUACAUGUUUAUGGUCGAUGGACUUCAGAGCAAAUGCCUUUUAGAACGGGCAAAGUCUUUUGGUCAAAAUCAUGUUUCGAGUUCUCUUAGAUCAAAGACUUUGUUAAAUGUGUUUCAAAUAUUGUAUUUACUCUAACAUUUCGACUGAAUUUUUCCACAACAUGUCGGUGCCAAAAUACUUCUAAAACUUAAACUACAGACAAAUAUUAAACAAAAUUCUGAAUUAACAUUUCAACCAUUUUGGUAUGAAAUUUAUGAAUAUGGGAAUGCUAGGUUUACACAUGUCAAGGUCACAAAAAUUGGGUUUUUACAUUUAUUUUGGUGUUCCAAUAUGAUUUUUCACAAAUAUGGUACAGGUUAGCAGGUCGGAAGUCGAUGUUACAGAAUUUAUAUUGUGGUUUCAUAAUAUUCUUGGACUGCAAGAGCUAAUCACUUUGACCAACUGACUAUUCAUCCAUAUAUGAUUCUGGAUGGGUGUUUCCUACACCAGCAUCAGUUUCAUUAAAAAGAGAAAAUAUUUUUACAUUUUUGGUACAAUUGUUCUGUUUAUGAGUAAACACUGCAAUGUACCAUAAUCAUCUGGUCAGGGGUCAUGGUUGUGGAACUGAUUAUUUUACUGAGUAAAUGAAAACAGUUUAAUAGUAGCUGAUCUUAUUGGGAGGAAUCAAGAAUCAUGUAGCAUAAAAUUAAGAGGUUUUCAGGUCAUCCUCAAAAAGAUAAAAUUAUAUCUACCAGCAUAAUUAUUACAGCAUAAUAAAAAGAUUAAUGUAAUUCACUUUAAGACUUUUUUGUAAUAAAUAUAUACAUAUAAAUUUUACAUUUCAUAAUGAAAAUAAUUUAUAUUUGUUACAUGACAUAAGUCGAGGGAAAGCUUGAUGUUCAUAGCCUUGGUUUUUCACAAAAUACAGUACUGGAGGCCAAAAUAAUGAGUGAUAGAGUCACUGAACUAAUUUAUUAUGUUACCGACAUAAAUCAAAUUUGUUAAAAUUGAUACUAUGUAUACUAUAAUACAAAAAAACCCCUCAAAGGGUAGGAACCACAAGAGUGGCAAUGGUUUAUGGAAGGCCAGGUGAGGACAAGGGUUUGGUGUGCUAACCUGCUCAUUGUUAACUAACUAUAUCAUAUAGAAAGCACCGAUCAAGAUCUGAUUUAAGUAAUUGUGAACUAUUUGACAAUGAUUGGAAAAUGAACAUUCAGGUGAAUAACAUGUCUGAGGGUUCCUAAAUAAACGAAUUCCAGUUUGAUACAUUCCAGAUAUGUUUAAUAUUAGAAAUCCACUGUAUUAAAACCUUUUUGUUUUUAAAUUUCCGUCUUGUGUUUCCACAAUAUUUUGUUUUAAAAUAUGGUAUUAUUAUAUUAUUUGAAGGUUUUUAGUAAAUAAGGGGACCAAAAACUAACAGUUUUAUUAAAUCUUUUAUAGUAUACCUGUAUUGAUGUUACUAAUACUUGACCAUUAUACAUACAAUGAAACAAAAAUGUAUUUACUGUUAAUCCAGCUUAUGUCAGGUUACAUUUUCCAAGUCAGUUUGAUGUCAACGAAAUUUCUCAAGUUGUUACUUUGUCAUGUUUUUCUGAAUGUUUUUCUUUCAAAUGUUAUUUCAUAGCAAAAGCAGUCUUAUUGCUAUAUAUUCAUUAAAAAAUCUCUACUGUAUUAUUUAAUGUAUUUAUUUUUAAUUUUAAGCCUGGAGUUGGAUUUUUUUUUUCUUCAGAAAGUUGGAUUCUAUGUUUGGAAUAUCAAGAGAAAAGGUUAAUAAAUAGAGAUAAAUUUUAAAGCACAAUUACAAACCUAAAAUUUACUGUUACCACAUUGUGGUAUACAUUGCUUUAACUAACACUAGUGUUAUUGGUUAUUUUGGAUACAUUUGUUUCAUUUAACAGCCCUGCUGGUUAAUGUAUGUAUACAUUCUUUCAAUUACAAUUUUGUUGAUCAAUUUAUAUGCAUUGUAUCAAAAAACACAAUGUUGUUGGUAAUUUUGUUAGUGGUUCUUGGUUGGAAAUUGAUAAAAAUUUGAUUUAAAAAAAUGUCAUACCAAGCAUGUGUUGAUUAAUAAAAUGGAUUUUGAAUCCUAGAGAAAUGAAGUCAUCAUGUUUUUAUGUCUGAUAGGUACUGGGUUCAAACCCCAGUACUAACUCUCACCCAGAAUGAGUUUUCAAUGGCUUGAUUGAAAGGUGAAAAGCCACCAUCAACCUCUGUAGACAGAUCCUGAGGUGAGCAUCCAGGACAACAUGCUAAACUUUAAUUAAAUAGAAACAUGUUAUGUAGAACUAGAAGAAGUAGAAGAAGAAGAAGAAGAAAAGUCUAAGAGUAGGCAAGAUAUUAUAAUAAAUACACUGUUUGAUGUCUAAAAUGAUACUGUAUCUACAGGUAGAAAAACGUGCUAAUAACAAGUUGUCUUGUACCAGUUUCAAUAUUUUACCGAUCAGGUACAAAUUUGCUAUAUAGUCAGUGCUGUACUGUCAUCGUACAGUACAUAUACCAGUAGUCGGGGAAAUCAUUUUUAAUGUGAAAUCUUCCUUUAUGUUUUAUUUUGUUCUUGUAUCUCAUUGUGUAUAUUGUACAGGUUAUUGUUUAUCGAUAUAUAUUGGAUCACAUCAAAAAAAAAAUCAUUGUGCCGAAAUUGUAUUUACACUUGUAUAUUGGUAUUUGUUGAAGAGUUUAUUUAUUACAGCCAUACAGUAGCAGUUUAUUGGAACUUUUAGUUUAUUUUUCAUGCUGACUUUUAAUAUUUUGAUAAAGCCUUUUUUGUGUGUGCAUUAAAUGGGAGCAUCUUUGAUGUAUUUCUUUGAAUACUGAAGCAAAAGCAAGCACCAUUUAUUUUUAAAUUAUUUGAUAGUCUUUUACAGAAAUAACAAGCAGUUUUAAUAUUUAAUUUUACCACUUAUGAUAACUUCCAUUAUUAUUAUUAUAAUUAUAAAAGUUCUAAGAAAAUAGUAAAAGAAAGCUAGUCAUGUAUGAUAAAUACUAAACCACAUUUAAUAUAGAGUAUACAGUUGUCUUUAUUAUAAAAUAAUAUCAAAACUAAAAUUGGUUUAGAUAUAGUAUGGUAAUAAUGUAUGAAGUAUAUAUGAAAUAAUUUAUAUAAUUUUUGCAGUGAUUAAGUAAUAAGAAGUUGCACUUACAUAAAAUGUGCUCUAGUGGUGUCGUUAAACAAAGCAAACUCUUUUACAAAAAAUAGUAUGUUUUUGAAAUGAAAAAAAUCAUCAAAAAACCCCAACAGAUAAUGAUUAUAUAAUUAUGCUUAUACUAAAUUCAAUAAAAUCUUUUUAGGAUUUAUUUUUUGCUUAAAACUUUCAUUUAAUAAAACUUUUGCACUAAAUGUAUAUUGUCUUCUUUAACUUAUAUUAUUAUACAACUUUAAAACAUUAACGUUUUCAUUUUGGUGUAUACUCGUUUGUGAUAAUGUGUGGGUGUAAAUACAAGUUUUCUUUUAUUUCAAGUAGCUGUUAACAGAUGUUACUGUUUUGGUCACAGGUGUAUUAGCAUUGUGAUAUAGGCCUACGUAUGUGGCAUUGUUUUUUGUUGCAGUUCAUUGGCAUUGUUUACAGCAUUUAUUGUCCUUUUGUGAAUAAAGCCAGGUACUAGUGUAA
Messenger RNA from Gigantopelta aegis, 8090 nucleotides. Its product is annotated as synaptotagmin-1-like. Gene Ontology annotation, cellular component: dense core granule; synaptic vesicle membrane; axon. NCBI's taxonomy places the organism in Eukaryota, Metazoa, Mollusca, Gastropoda, Neomphalida, Peltospiridae. Gene Ontology annotation, biological process: synaptic vesicle endocytosis; regulation of dopamine secretion; cellular response to calcium ion. The record is from RefSeq and is a predicted model, not a curated record. Bases 239 to 1534 code for a protein of 431 amino acids. The transcript has 10 exons. Gene Ontology annotation, molecular function: calcium-dependent phospholipid binding; phosphatidylserine binding; calcium ion binding.